Molecule: messenger RNA, 8577 nt
Organism: Oncorhynchus kisutch (coho salmon)
Lineage: Eukaryota; Metazoa; Chordata; Actinopteri; Salmoniformes; Salmonidae
Gene: sh2d3ca
Product: SH2 domain containing 3Ca
Exons: 13
Coding region: 171-3233 (1020 amino acids)
Biological process (GO): positive regulation of peptidyl-serine phosphorylation; small GTPase-mediated signal transduction
Molecular function (GO): phosphotyrosine residue binding; guanyl-nucleotide exchange factor activity
Source: RefSeq, a predicted model, not a curated record
CCGUCGAGCGGAACUGAACUGUGUCGGCUAGAGGAGAGGUUGGUUCCAGCUCUAGAUCUCCAGUCAGUAGCUAUCUUCCCCCCCAGCCAGUCAGUAGCUGUCUCCCCCUCUCUUCCCCCUAGCCAGUCAGCCUGAAGUUGGACAUCAUCCCACCACCCCACAUCCACAACAUGAGUGGAAAACGGAAACUGAGUUUCAAGUGGUUCGGGAGUCUCUCCAACCUAUCCUUUCGGCGUGGAUCAUCGUCAGACAAAUCUCCCUCCAAGUCUGACGGGGGCAGCGCUCUGGAUGUGGUAUCCUCCCCCGACGCCGCGGAGACGUCUGUUGACGACAUGGAUAUGACUCGUCCGCGCACCUCCAGCUACGCCCGCUCCAGCGACAACUACACCCACAUGGGCACCUUGCCCCGCCUCCUCCUCAGGAAGAGAGACAAGAGUGGGAAUUCUGUGAAAGGAGGAACCAAGAAGGGGGCGGGGCUGGGCAGGAGUCAGAGCCAGCGGCCGGGAGGGGACCAUGUCUGUAGCUCUCCCCUUCUCACAGCUCUAUCUAGCAAGCCUGGCUCCAGACAGGACGAGUCUGGCGCCAGACAGGACGAGCCUGGCUCCAAACAGGACCAGCCUCCCUCACCUCUAUCCAGCCAGGCUGCUCCUGGUCCAAAGACCCUACAGGCCCAGGGGCUGCCUCCCAUCCCCAGAGGGGGAUCACUCAGUAGAAGUAAACACAAAGACCCACACGCUCACUGUGAGGAAGGAAAACCACAGACAAGUCAGCUAAUGUCAGCUCAGGCUGUGGGGUCUGCUUCCUCCUCUACCGCCUCGUCACUUGUCUGUGAUGACGUCCCUGAAGGAAACACAGUCACCACUGAUCAGGGUGUUCCAUCUCCAGAUACAGCAUCAACUGGUGGGGCCAGAAGGAAUCUUCCUUCUGUUCCUGGUCAGUCAGUUCCCAUGUCCUCACAGAGCCAGGUGAACAUUCAGACAGAAGAGCCAUCUCCAACCCCUAAGGUUCCUAAGAAAUCCCUGCCUGGGACCCAGGUCACCCAGCAUUGUGAGGAGGGCUUCCCCAGGGAGAGAGCUGAUAACCUAGGGACAGACAGUAACUCCAGCUCCCUGCCUGAGACGUCCUCCUGUGGUUCUAGUGGAAGAGACCUUCAGAGAGAAACUCAUCCUGGUGAACCUGUGAACAGCCACAUGGACCCAACAGACAGCCAGGGUGAAUAUGUCAAGUUCUCCAAGGAGAGGUACCUGCUGGAGUCUGCACCAGAGAAACUACACACGGAGCUGGAGGAGGAGCUGAAACUCUGCAGCAGCGAUAUCAGGAGCCAUGGCUGGUACCAUGGACACAUCCCACGAGAGGUGUCGGAGACGGUGGUGCUGCGAAACGGUGACUUCCUGAUCCGUGAUUCGCUGAUAAACGUGGGCGACUAUGUCCUGACGACCAGGUGGAACUAUGAGGUUCUGCACUUCAAGAUCACCAAGGUCCUGGUCAGGUCCAGCACUGAGUCUAAGGUCCAGUACCUGUUAGAGAAAGACAGUUUCGACUCCAUACCUGAGCUGAUGAGGUACUACGUGGCCGGACGGCGACCUGUCUCCCAGCCCAGCGGAGCCCUGAUCUACUGUCCAAUCAUACGCACCCUCCCCUUGCGUUACCUGGAAGCAACGUUUGCCUUAGCCAAUAGCAGACAUGGCCUAGCCCACUCACCAUCCAGUCAGAAAGGAGCGUACAUUAAGAGGCGGAGCGUGACCAUGAACGACGGAUUGACCACGGACAAGCUGAUACCUCACAGCUCCUCUACUAUUCACAAAGACGCCAUGAGGAACUGUGCUCUGAGUAUGGACCUCAUCCAGGAGUAUCGCCGUCCUCCUUUAGGGGAGACACCUCUCUCCCCAGCCUACAGCCACAUCCACAGACACAGAACCCAGUCAGGGGUUAGAGUUCUGGCCGUGGUGCCCCCCUCGCCAGUCCUGAGACACUCCAGCGACCCCCAGCUCAGCCCUGGCUCCAACAACAACCUACCAGACAUGCUAGCAGCCAGUUCCCACUCCACCCCGGGCCCCUGCUCCUACGAAACCCCAGCAGAUGGCUCCGAGACGGGGGGCAGCUACUGCGACUUAGGGCCCACCCCAGCCCUCUGUCCUAAGGCUCCCUGUGCCGCCGGCAUGCACCCCACACCUCCCACUAAGAGCUACGUGGAGAGGCUGCGUGUGGAGGAGGGCCAUGGGCCUGCCCCAGGGAGGGAGGAUGGGGCUGGAGAAGAGGUGUUCAUCGCCCCCCUAGUGGAGACAGCCUCCUCCUUCAGACCAGGGAAGUACCUCUCGCCACUGAUGCCCCAGGAGAACAAGCCCUUAGAGAUGAGCAUUCUGAAGAGGGUUAAAGAGCUUCUGGCGGAGGUGGACGUUAGGACAGCUGCUAAACACAUCACCAUGGCUGACUGCACGGUUGCUAGGAUACUGGGUGUUACCGAGGAGAUGCAGAGGAUGAUGGGAGUGGGCUCGGGACUGGAGUUGUUGACUCUUCCUCACGGACACCAGCUGAGACUGGACCUACUGGAGCGGUUCUAUACUAUGUCUAUAAUGACAGCUGUGGACCUGCUGGGCUGUACCGGCAGUAAAGAGGAGAGGGCUGCUCUGCUCCAUAAGACCAUCCAGCUGGCUGCUGAACUCAAGAGCAACCUGGGGAACAUGUUUGGCUUCGCCGCUGUGAUGAGAGCACUGGAGCUACCACAGAUCUCUCGUCUGGAGCAGACGUGGAUGACGUUACGUCAGAGACACACAGAGGGAGCCAUCCUCUAUGAGAAGAAGCUCAAGCCGUUCAUGAAGAACAUGAACGAUGGUAAAGAGAGCACUGUGCUGUCCAACACCUCCUUCCCUCAUGUGGUUCCUCUGCUGUCUCUGCUGGAGAGGAGUGUGGUUGUGGGGGAGGGGCCAGGGGCGGGGAUGGAAUCCUGGGAGAAAGUGGAGGCGGGGGUUGACGUGGUGAUGUCACACCUGGAGGCGGCCCGGACCAUCGCUCACCAUGGGGGGCUGUAUCGCACCAACGCUGAGACCAAACUACAGGGCUUCCAGGAGAGGGAGGAGGUUCUGGAGAUCUUCCGGACAGAGUUCCAGAUGAGGUUGCUAUGGGGAAGUCGGGGGUCGGAGGGCAGCCAAUCAGAGCGCUAUGAGAAGUUUGACAAAGUUCUGACCGCUCUGUCUCACAAGCUGGAACCUCUUGUACGCCACAGUGAACUAUAGCACCCAUCUCACCGAACACCCCUAUACACAGCACUCACAGUGGUAUGGCCCGUCUCCCCACACUGCUGCUGGAUGAUUCCAAUGUGAGGGGAGGAAGCAGCUAACAGAGACAAGAGAAUAGACUGAGAGAAGCCGAGGGUACGCUAGGAGAGAAGGAGCGUCUCGCUGUACAUCCCCAUAAAAGUCAUAAAGGGCUUUUUCAGAGCUCUUAAACUGUGUGGGAUGUUACAUAUUCUGCCUAUCUUCGAAGUACAGAUAAUUGUAUGGUGUGCGCUUAGGGUCAAACAACACAGGGGAGGGAGUAUAGGGAAGACAAAGCUCUGGUUUGUCUAAAACCUCCCUCACUAGUACUGUCACACUCUGUAGUAUCACCAACUUAAAGAGACAGUAAUAUUUAAAACAAUGUUUGUGCUCUUCAGGACACCUGUAUAAAAUAUAUACAACUAUCUAUCUCUAUGACCUGUGUCACCAGACCUCAGCUUCAGACUGAGAGGUAGUGUGUUCUGAAAUCUGUUGUUCUUGUAUAGACUCUCUGCAUGUCUGCUAUUCAUUCCAUAUUCCAUCACGUCCCCUGCUGAUGACACCUGCAGUGUGCUCAUACAGCUGGUCUCUUAUAUAUCUGUUUUGAACAAGUCAUAAUAUAUGUUAUGUUUCCAAAUCACAUCAGCUGUCUGAGGCGUACUGUGCUCUGCCUAAAAGCAUUUCCUCUCUGUGGACUUUGUGUGCUGUUCAGUGGCAGUUGUCUUAUAUGAGGGCUCUUCUGAGAAGCAUUCACCCUCCCUCUUCUUUUCUCCGCUUCUGGCAUGUCAUAAAUGUUUCUCAAAUCAAAACAAAAUCAAAUUGUAUUGGUCACAUGCACAUAUUGGGCAGAUGUUAUUGCAGGUGUAGUGAAAUUCUUCUGGCAUGUCAAUAAUGUUUCUGGCAUGUCAAUAAUGUUUCUGGCAUGUCAUUAAUGUUUCUGGCAUGUCAAUAAUGUUUCUGGCAUGUCAUUAAUGUUUCUGGCAUGUCAUUAAUGUUUCUGGCAUGUCAAUAAUGUUUCUGGCAUGUCAUUAAUAUUUCUGGCAUGUCAAUAAUGUUUCUGGCAUGUCAUUAAUAUUUCUGGCAUGUCAUUAAUAUUUCUGGGAUGUCAUUAAUGUUUCUGGCAUGUCAUUAAUAUUUCUGGCAUGUCAUUAAUGUUUCUGGCAUGUCAUUAAUGUUUCUGGAAUGUCAUUAAUGUUUCUGGAAUGUCAUUAAUAUUUCUGGCAUGUCAUUAAUGUUUCUGGCAUGUCAUUAAUAUUUCUGGCAUGUCAUUAAUGUUUCUGGCAUGUCAUUAAUAUUUCUGGCAUGUCAAUAAUGUUUCUGGCAUGUCAUUAAUAUUUCUGGCAUGUCAUUAAUAUUUCUGGGAUGUCAUUAAUGUUUCUGGCAUGUCAUUAAUAUUUCUGGCAUGUCAUUAAUGUUUCUGGCAUGUCAUUAAUAUUUCUGGCAUGUCAUUAAUGUUUCUGGCAUGUCAUUAAUAUUUCUGGCAUGUCAAUAAUGUUUCUGGCAUGUCAAUAAUGUUUCUGGCAUGUCAUGAAUGUUUCUGGCAUGUCAAUAAUGUUUCUGGCAUGUCAAUAAUAUUUCUGGCAUGUCAAUAAUGUUUCUGGCAUGUCAAUAAUGUUUCUGGCAUGUCAAUAAUAUUUCUGGCAUGUCAAUAAUGUUUCAGGCAUGUCAAUAAUGUUUCUGGCAUGUCAUUAAUGUUUCUGGCAUGUCAUUAAUGUUUCUGGCAUGUCAUUAAUGUUUCUGGCAUGUCAUUAAUGUUUCUGGCAUGUCAUUAAUAUUUCUGGCAUGUCAUUAAUGUUUCUGACAUGUCAUUAAUAUUUCUGGCAUGUCAUUAAUAUUUCCUGAUGACUCCUGUCCCAUUUACAUCAUAUGAGCAUGUUUUUUCUGCACUUGUCAUACACACAAUUAAAAAUACCCAUAAUGCACUCUCACCUGUUUGUGUGAACUAUUGUACUUCAGGCACAUGUGUUAUAAUGUAAAACACUGACUGUGCUGUUCUCUUGAUCGUUACAUAGAUUUUUUGAAAGGUGGGGCCAUUCCAAAUACUGAGGGAUAAUUUUUUUUCUCCUUCCUGACAAACUUUGUUGUCAUGGUAACAUAUUUGACAAACUUUGUUGACAUGGUAACGUAACAUGCUUGAGCCUCUGCUGUUCCCAUACGAUUCAGGUUUAACCGGCGUGAAUGAAUGUGCUUUGGUCUGAAAGCGAUCCAGAACGUUCUCAGGGCAGAAUGGAGCCCCCCCCCCAGACCUAGCCUGGUCCCAGAUCUGUCUGUGCCUUCUUCCUGCCAACGCCUAUGGUCAUUGCCAGCCAAACAAUGCCCAUAGGAUUUGACACGACAGCACAAAUAGAUGUGGGACCAGGCUACCUCAGACCCCCCCAGUGACUGUAUGAUGGACUGUGUGUUGUUCUGUAUGUAAGAUGUGUGAUCGAUAUGGACAGAGUUUUGAAAAGUCAUUGGGAACAUUCUACUCCAAAACCAUGAAGAAAGUUUAUUCACAAAGUCAUUGUAGGAUCCUCAUGCGAUUUCACUCACUUGAAUUCAUCUUCGUAGAAUGUCCUCUAAAAACGUAUUGUUGCUGAAAUGCUUUAGUGAAAUAAAUGUCAUGCUUAGAGGAAUCUGGCAACUUCCUUUGAACUAAAUACAUUGUGACCUUUGAUCAAAUAAUUCCUGGAAACUUUUCAUCUGCCGACUCCUAAGCAGUGGUCACGUUACUGUCACAGUGGUCACGUUACUGUCACAGUGGUCACGUUACUGUCACAGUGGUCACGUUACUGUCACAGUGGUCACGUUGCUGUCACAGUGGUCAUGUUACUGUCACAGUGGUCACGUUGCUGUCACAGUGGUCAUGUUACUGUCACAGUGGUCACGUUGCUGUCACAGUGGUCACCUUACUGUCACAGUGGUCACCUUACUGUCACAGUGGUCACCUUACUGUCACAGUGGUCACGUUGCUGUCACAGUGGUCAUGUUACUGUCACAGUGGUCACGUUACUGUCACAGUGGUCACAGUGGUCAUGUUGCUGUCACAGUGGUCACGUUACUGUCACAGUGGUCACAGUGGUCAUGUUACUGUCACAGUGGUCACAGUGGUCAUGUUGCUGUCACAGUGGUCACAUUACUGUCACAGUGGUCACAGUGGUCAUGUUGCUGUCACAGUGGUCACGUUACUGUCACAGUGGUCAUGUUACUGUCACAGUGGUCAUGUUGCUGUCACAGUGGUCACAGUGGUCAUGUUGCUGUCACAGUGGUCACAGUGGUCAUGUUGCUGUCACAGUGGUCACAGUGGUCAUGUUGCUGUCACAGUGGUCACAGUGGUCAUGUUGCUGUCACAGUGGUCACAGUGGUCAUGUUACUGUCACAGUGGUUACAUUACUGUCACAGUGGUCAUGUUACUGUCACAGUGGUCACAGUGGUCAUGUUGCUGUCACAGUGGUCACAGUGGUCAUGUUACUGUCACAGUGGUUACAUUACUGUCACAGUGGUCAUGUUACUGUCACAGUGGUCACAGUGGUCAUGUUGCUGUCACAGUGGUCACCUUACUGUCACAGUGGUCAUAGUCGUCACAGUGGUCACAGUGGUCACGUUACUGUCACAGUGGUCAUGUUACUAUCACAGUGGUCACAUUACUGUCACAGUGGUCACAGUGGUCACGUUACUGUCACAGUGGUCACGUUAAUGUCACAGUGGUCACAUUACUGUCACAGUGGUCACAGUGGUCACGUUACUGUCACAGUGGUCAUGUUACUGUCACAGUGGUCACAGUGGUCAUGUUGCUGUCACAGUGGUCACCUUACUGUCACAGUGGUCAUAGUCGUCACAGUGGUCACAGUGGUCACGUUACUGUCACAGUGGUCAUGUUACUGUCACAGUGGUCAUGUUGCUGUCACAGUGGUCACGUUACUGUCACAGUGGUCACAGUGGUCAUGUUACUGUCACAGUGGUCACAGUGGUCACGUUACUGUCACAGUGGUCACGUUACUGUCACAGUGGUCAUGUUACUGUCACAGUGGUCAUGUUGCUGUCACAGUGGUCACGUUACUGUCACCGUGGUCACGUUACUGUCACAGUGGUCACGUUACUGUCACAGUGGUCACAGUGGUCAUGUUACUGUCACAGUGGUCACAGUGGUCACGUUACUGUCACAGUGGUCACGUUACUGUCACAGUGGUCACAGUGGUCAUGUUACUGUCACAGUGGUCACAGUGGUCACGUUACUGUCACAGUGGUCACGUUACUGUCACUGUGGUCAUGUUGCUGUCACAGUGGUCAUGUUGCUGUCACAGUGGUCACGUUACUGUCACAGUGGUCACGUUACUGUCACAGUGGUCACGUUACUGUCACAGUGGUCACAGUGGUCAUGUUACUGUCACAGUGGUCACAGUGGUCACGUUACUGUCACAGUGGUCACGUUACUGUCACAGUGGUCACGUUACUGUCACAGUGGUCACGUUACUGUCGCAGUGGUCACGUUACUGUCACAGUGGUCACGUUACUGUCACAGUGGUCACAGUGGUCAUGUUACUGUCACAGUGGUCACAGUGGUCACGUUACUGUCACAGUGGUCACGUUACUGUCGCAGUGGUCAUGUUGCUGUCGACACAAGCUCUAUGGCUGAUGAUCAUGAUGAUUCGUUAUUUUCAGUUAUUUUAUCGUCAAUGUCUGCUGAUUGGUUUCUAAUCAAAUAUGUAUUAGGCUGACUCUCAGAUCUAUGCAAUCACAUGAAUUCAUUAAUUAAUGAACUAAUGAAUGGUUUAGUCCCAUAGGAAACAAACACCCUGAGGAUGUGAGCUGUGUGUGAGUGCCAGCCAGACGGUGCAUCCCAGGUUAUAUAAGCACCAAACAAAGGAAAACAGGCUGAAACAGGGAGGGAUUAUCUGAACUUGUUCAAUUGUUUUUGUCUUCUGUUGCAAAAUGUUUUGCUACUGUGUGUCCCAGUCAGCCAGUGAGUAUAAAUUGUGAGUCCAAUGACCAAUUGUCCCUUCUGUCCAGAAGAGGGCACUGUUGCUCAGUCAGCAAAAUAAUCCAGAGUGACUAUUGAAUUGAAUUUUGUGAUUUUGUGUUUUGUUUUUUUUGCGAUUAUGAAUAAAGCCUACUGGUUUAGGAACAAUGAUGAUGUGCUAUAUGUAAUGAGGUUUGUCUCCCCUUAUGUUGUACAGAUUACACGUCUGGGUUUUCCCUGUUUUAAAUAGUCAAUCUGGAAUGAUGAACCUGUAAACAUACAGGACAAAAUAGUCCCAUGUUUGUGACAACCACGUUUUUAAUGUACUGUACAUAACGGUUCACUUGUUUUUCAAAUAAAUCAAGCUUUUGUCUGUGCUUUGUA